AUGUCGGAGGGAAAAUCAUACAAAGACCUCCUCAAACUUUACAUACCGGGAAUACUAGCCUUCUUGGCUGCCAUUUUUGGGACAGCAGGAAACCUCUAUUGCGAAACGGUACAAUUUAUCCAAGAAAACAAUCAAGAUGGCGGUGAUCCGUUGGUUAUCUACGCCGGCAUGUGGACCUUUCGAACCAAUGAAAAUGAUAGUAUCUCAGCGAGAGCAUCUGAUCCACUGUCGUCGGAACAGGUGUGUCACCCCUAUCAGGGUUUGGUGGCGGCCGGCUUUGAUUACGACACGGAUGCCACUACGAGGUUUGUUAUGGCAUUUGCAAUCCUGACUCCUGUAAUUGGUGGCCUCGCCUUGUUUUUGGCGUGUGCUGGGCCCUGCUGCAACGUGACGACCUCUCGAUGGCGGGCAAUGGGUGGCAUCUUUCUGUUAUGUGGCGCCUUUCAAGGAUUGACUCUGGUAGUGAUGCAGUCGAGUAUAUGCAAAGACAAUCCUGUUCUUCAAUAUUAUGAGGAGUACAAUCCAGAGUUGCUGAAUACUUUCCCAUCAUCCCGUGAGUGCCAGGGUUAUAUGGGAUACCAUCUGAGCAUUGCAGCAGUGGCCUUGUGGAUAUUAGCUGGGAUUGCCGCUUUGGUAUUACCAUCACCCCAUGUAGAUGGCCGGCAGCCGCAACAAACCCAAUCAGUGACUUAUCAACGGGACGAGAAUGGAAAUGUCACCGAGACCAAUGUAGCGAUUGCGAAAGGAACAAAUUCAACGCCACCCGAACAAGCAAAACCCAACUUUGUGUAA
Cylindrotheca closterium is the source of this 792-nucleotide messenger RNA. The record is from the annotation of a GenBank genome assembly. Lineage: Eukaryota; Bacillariophyta; Bacillariophyceae; Bacillariales; Bacillariaceae.